Austrofundulus limnaeus is the source of this 3610-nucleotide messenger RNA. It is a transcript of the gene exoc5, whose product is annotated as exocyst complex component 5. Lineage: Eukaryota; Metazoa; Chordata; Actinopteri; Cyprinodontiformes; Rivulidae. Bases 160 to 2277 code for a protein of 705 amino acids. Gene Ontology annotation, cellular component: exocyst; cytoplasm. The transcript has 18 exons. Gene Ontology annotation, biological process: exocytosis; Golgi to plasma membrane transport. The record is from RefSeq and is a predicted model, not a curated record.
CCCCACCCUUUCCUUACCUUCCAUACAGGAAGCUGCGCAAGCUAGCUGUCAACAAAGGGUAAAGCAGUGGGGAAUCUCAGAAUUAGUCCAGAAUUCGGCUAUAGAGCCGACUCUUGGUUGCUUCUACCGAAAUUUGAUGUCGCCAGUUGAAUCCUGAACAUGGCAACAACCGCUCAGUUGUUCGAGGAGCCCUUUGAUGCAGAUGAGUACAUUGAAAGGUUGGCAUGGAGGACUCCUGGGGGAGGCUCUAAAGGAGGAGCUGAGGCAUUUGACCCCAAAAGGCUGUUGGAAGAAUUUCGGAACCACAUCGAGGAGCUGAGGCAACUGGAUAAGAAGAUCCAGAGGAAAGUGGAGAAGCUUGAGGGUCAGUGUCAUCGUGAGGCCAAGGAAUUUGCUCACAAAGUGCAAGACUUGCAAAAAAGCAAUCAGGUUGCAUUUCAACAUUUCCAAGAGCUUGAUGAGCACAUCAGCUAUGUGGCCACUAAGGUCUGCCACCUUGGUGACCAGCUGGAGGGCGUGAACACUCCUCGCCAAAGGGCCGUGGAGGCCCAGCAUUUGAUGACCUACUUCAACGAGUUCUUGGAUGGAGAGCUACGCAGUGAUGUCUUCAACAACCCGGACAAGAUUAAAGAGGCGGCUGAUAUCAUUCAGAAGCUGCAUCUCAUUGCCCAGGAGCUGCCAUUCGACAGAUUUGCAGACGUAAAGGCAAAAAUUGCAAGUAAAUACCAUGACCUGGAGCGGCAGUUAAUCCAGGAGUUCACUGCAGCCCAGCGUAGGGGUGAAAUUGGUCGUAUGCGGGAGGUCGCAGCGGUCCUGCUACAUUUCAAGGGUUAUGCAUACUGUGUGGACGUUUAUAUCAAGCAGUGUCAGGAAGGUGCCUACCUUAGGAAUGAUGUGUUUGAGGACACCGCAGCUCUCUGCCAGAAGGUUAACAAACAAGUGGGCGAGGUCUUCAGCAGUCCAGAGACGGUCAUGGCCAAACUCAUCCAAAACAUCUUUGAAAACAAACUGCAGGCUCAUGUUCGGGAAAAGCUGGAUGAGACUCGACAUUCUGAUGUUGAACAGUAUCUCAGAAACCUCUAUGACCUUUACACCAGAACCACAACAUUGGCUACAAAGCUGACAGAGUUCAACCUGGGCUCAGACAAGCAUACGUUCCUGUCAAAACUGAUAAAGAGCAUUUUCUCUUCCUACUUGGAAAGUUACAUUGACAUGGAAAGGGAAUACCUUCGCACUCGAGGUGCCAUGAUUCUGCAGAGAUACUAUGACUCUAAGAACCAUCAGAAGCGACAAAUUGCCACCGGCAGUAUUCAAGAAUUGAAAGAGCGGAUCAGACAGCGAACCCUGGGUCCCAGCAUCGACACGCAUGGGGAGACCUUUCUGUCCCCUGAACUGGUUGUAAACCUGUUGCAGGAAACACGCCACGCCUUCGAGAGAUGCCACAAGCUUUCAGAUCCAUCUGAUCURUCCAAGAAUGCCUACCUAAUUUUUCUGCUUUUGGUGGAACAUCUGUGUGUGGAUCACAUUGACUACGCCUUGGAGAUUGGUCUCGCAGCAAUUCCCUCUUCCGAUGCCAAAAAUUCCAACCUGUACUUCCUGGAUGUAGUUCAGCAGGCGAACUCUAUCUUCCACUUGUUUGAUAAGCAGUUUAACGACCAGCUAAUGCCUCUAAUAAGUUCUUCCUCGAAACUGCACGAGUGUUUGCACAAGAAGAAGGAGGUGAUAGAGCAUAUGGAAGUGAAACUGGACACAGGCAUCGACAGGACACUAAGCUGCAUGGUGGGACAGAUGAAGUACAUCCUGGCGUCCGAGCAGAAGAAAACUGAUUUCAAGCCUGAGGAUGAGAACAAUGUCAUGAUCCAGUACACCGCGGCCUGCUCCAAGGUGUGUGCGUACGUCAGCCGGCAGGUGGAGCACGUGCGGAAGUCCAUGGACGGGAAAAAUGUGGACACGGUGCUGACGGAGCUGGGCGUUCGCUUCCACAGACUCAUCCACGAGCAUUUACAGCAGUACAGCUACAGCUCAAUGGGAGGCAUGCUGGCCAUCUGCGACGUGGCUGAAUACCGACGAUCUGCCAAGGACUUCAGGGUUCCUCUGGUACUGCAGCUCUUUGACACACUCCACGCCCUCUGUAACCUGCUGGUGGUUGCUCCUGACAACCUGAAACAAGUUUGUUCAGGGGAACAGCUCACUAAUCUGGACCGGAACCUCCUGCACGCUUUUGUCCAACUCAGGGUGGACUACCGUUCAGCCAGACUGGGCCGACACUUCAGUUAAUGACUGUAAGGACCCUCGCUGUGCUCCGUCCAGACGAAUACUGCUUUGAUGAGAGGAUGCGCCCUUAAAAAUACUAAAUACCAUUUCAGAGAAGRUAUCAGUCCUGUCUCAUCAUGAUGACUACAGACAUUGGAAGACAGCUGCUCUAACGAUUUGGGAAAUGUGCAUUUUAUUGUCUUUUCAAUGUUUAUUUCUGUGCAAUGAUGAAAUUUAAUUGUCCAUCAAUUUCGAUUUUCAUUUGUUUUUAAAUAGUGAUGAUCACAAAUUUCUUUUUAAGACAUUUGAGAAGUAAAAGGACACUGCUUAUUUCCCUGCUAACAUAGAAAACAAUUUCUUGUGUCAAAUAUGACACAUGAAUUGACUGAAGGUGUUUUAAACAGACUAUCAAUAAUCAGUCUGCAGUUUCACUAAAUACGGGAAACGCUUUGUGAUGAAGUGUUGGAGACUGAACAGACUUCUUGACCAAGCUUGAAUUAGAACUCUGUCUUCCUAAAAGCUGUUUUACACCAAACAGAAACCGUGUUGAUAGUCGUUUAAUGUGCUUUUGACUUCACAUUACCAGAGUCUGCACAAAAACACAGCUAAGACGGCCUCCAGCUGCCAGCGUCUGUGCAAAAAAGCAGAACAAAUCAGGAAUUAAUAUAUUAUUCAAUAAGAUAAAAAAAUAAAUAAUUUGUAAUAAAACAAGGCUUCCAUAAAGUCCAAUCAUUAGACAACAUCCAAACUAAACAGCAAUUAAAACUAACAGAAUAUAUUGAACAUAAGUGUCAAAUUUAACACAUUUUAACUUGUUACAGAGUACAUUUUAAAGGCUAAACCAUCAAUCAGAGCAUUCAUUAAUCAGGGAAUGUUAUUCUGACAUCAUAUUGUCUCAGAAUGGUGUAAUGAAACCCUGUUUUAGCACACAUGAUCACCAUUUCCCCCUUCGACCCGCAACAAUAAAGGUGAAGUCGAGAGGCCGUCACAGAGGAGUGUGACCCCGAGCUACAAAGAAGCCUGAGAAUCCCCUCUGGAACUUUGGGUGGUCCCCUCAUGGCUCAGAUGCUUCAUGCGAUGGGUCACUGAGUCUGUGUCACUGUAAUUGCAUAGAUCAACACUUGCCCAUCCAAGACAAGACAUUGUUGGCCUAAUCUGCAGCAUUUCUGGGUCAGAGGACACUAAAAUGGUAACCUGUGGUGAUUAGGGAAAGCCAGCCAAAGUGACUUCUUCGCACAGGGCUCUUUGGAGGAUCGYGACUGAUUCCUGAAAAUUUCUUCCUUUCCAAAGCUGCUCCCACUGUACUGCCGUUUACCUGAAUUAGUAAAUCAAUAAAAGCUGCAUUCAUUAUCAUCCA